Glycine soja is the source of this 1054-nucleotide messenger RNA. RefSeq names its product ras-related protein RABB1c. The coding region runs from base 197 to 832 and encodes 211 amino acids. Gene Ontology annotation, cellular component: Golgi apparatus. Lineage: Eukaryota; Viridiplantae; Streptophyta; Magnoliopsida; Fabales; Fabaceae. Gene Ontology annotation, molecular function: GTPase activity; GTP binding. The transcript has 6 exons. The record is from RefSeq and is a predicted model, not a curated record.
GAAAACGUAUUCCUUUGGCUCACCUCGCUUUGCUUGGCUUCGCUGGAACUGUUUAUAAUUUCAUUUUGACUCUCUCUCUCUCUCUGAUUGCUUCCUUUUCCCUUUUAUUUUGCUCUCUUCUCUGCACAACAAUUCCUUCUCAUUCCAGAUAUUCCAACCAUCGACCGAUCUCAAUUCUCAACCUUAACCUCUCAGAAUGUCUUACGCUUAUCUCUUCAAAUACAUCAUCAUCGGUGACACCGGAGUUGGGAAGUCUUGUCUUCUACUUCAAUUCACAGACAAGCGCUUUCAGCCCGUCCAUGACUUGACCAUCGGUGUUGAAUUUGGUGCCAGGAUGAUCACAAUUGAUAACAAGCCAAUCAAGUUGCAAAUAUGGGAUACGGCUGGUCAAGAAUCAUUCAGAUCUAUUACAAGGUCUUAUUAUAGAGGGGCUGCAGGUGCACUGCUUGUUUAUGAUAUAACCAGGAGGGAGACAUUUAAUCACUUGGCUAGCUGGUUGGAAGAUGCAAGACAGCAUGCAAAUGCAAAUAUGACUAUUAUGCUGAUUGGCAACAAGUGUGAUCUUGCUCAUAGAAGGGCCGUAAGCACGGAGGAAGGCGAGCAAUUUGCAAAGGAGCAUGGGUUGAUCUUUAUGGAGGCCUCUGCAAAAACUGCUCAGAAUGUUGAAGAGGCAUUCAUAAAAACAGCUGCAACCAUAUACAAAAAGAUUCAAGAUGGAGUUUUUGAUGUAUCAAAUGAGUCUUAUGGAAUAAAAGUAGGAUAUGGUGGAAUUCCUGGACCUUCUGGAGGUAGGGAUGGCCCUUCUGCUUCGGCUGGAGGCUGCUGCAGUUGAAGAACCUAUCCAAACCUAUCUGCGUCAAUGUAGUCCUUUAUGUCUUCUCUUCUUUUAUUUUGGGUUUGGAUAUGAAGAUAUAUAUGUUCUACUUCCAUUCAUAAAAUCAGAUAAUUGUAUAAUGUUUUCUUUUUAAUCUUGACUUUGUUUUGUUGACCUGAACUGAUUAUUUGUCUAUAUUUGUGUGCAUAGUUAAAUUGAUUGGUUGCUUCAUUCUUCUUA